AUGUCUGACGCAGCCUCCGAUAUCGAUGGUCAGGUUGCAGUCGGCUCAAGCGAUCAUAUAUCCGGUAUUGACCAGGCCUAUCUCGCUACAGGCCCCGACUACAAGGCUGCCAUACUCUUUCACCAUAAUGUCAUUCGUGCCAACCACCACGCUGCGCCAUUGUCUUGGGACUCCAAAUGCGAGGAAAAUGCUCGUAUCGCCGCCAAUAGAUGUAACUUUGAGCACUUCAUUCCUAAGGGUGCCGGCCAGGGUCAAAAUCUCUUUACAGUCUCUGGUAGGGCCUUUAAUGUCACUGCGGCCAUCACGGAGAGUUGGUACCAUGGCGAGCUUUCCCCGAUGAUGCCUUGGUUUGGCAAGGCCAGCUUACCUCACGACGUCUUUGAGAAAGUUGGACACCUUACACAGUUGGUAUGGAAGGGCACCACCAAGGUUGGAUGCGUCUCUCUCGACUGUGGCACUGCCAUGACCGUUGACGGAAGGCCUUCGACCAUGAACAAGUACACAGUCUGCAAUUACGCUCCCGCUGGCAAUGUGGUUGGUAAAUACGCGGUUAAUGUCGUUCCCCCACAAUCCACCAACGCUAUCGGCUGGGCGGACUAG
This is a messenger RNA of Exserohilum turcica Et28A, 600 nucleotides long. RefSeq lists its product as uncharacterized. The record is from RefSeq and is a predicted model, not a curated record. The coding region runs from base 1 to 600 and encodes 199 amino acids. Lineage: Eukaryota; Fungi; Ascomycota; Dothideomycetes; Pleosporales; Pleosporaceae. The transcript has a single exon.